AUGAGCUCGUGUCAAGAUCUCGACCUUCUCAAGUGGUGUACAAGUGAAGGCCACCACGAGCUGUCCAAUUACAUCCCAGUCUCGUCUCUACCUGAGCACCUGUACGGAACCUGCCAGUACAGCCACGUUGCCUGGAUACAGUCCUGCGUCAACACSCACACCGCCCCRGGCGACGCGCACGCACACCCGCACGACACACACGACUGCGUGGGCAGCCUGUUGCUCUCCUACAGCCUGGAGCCUCACAACGCUAACGCCGCCGCUACGUUAGCCGCUACGCAAACCUCCAUAGGCUCCCACUCAGAUUCKCCGUUGCCGUUAGCCUCCGAGCUAGCGUUAGCGGCUACGGCUAACUCCAACUGCUACGACGAUAGUAAUGCUAACCCACACGUCCGCUGCGGYACGGUGAACGGCAGGACUCGAGGUCAGGGCAGCCCCCGGCGCUCUGGUCCACAGAGGAACCACCAACACUGGAACGGCUCUGCUGGUAGCUGCGGGGUCGGCUCUGGGUUCGGGGUUAAUAACGUUGUCGGGGCGGCGGUGGCGUCCGGGGUUGUUAGCGGCGUGAACGGUCGUCAGCCACCGCCCCAGUCGGACACGCCCCCGGACACACCCCUCCACCACAAAGUAGUAGGAAUUCCGAUGAGUGACGGGUCAGAAACCCUCGACGACGGAACAACGAACGAGGAAGAGGACGGAAAUGAGGAUGAGGAUGAGGUAGAAGGGGUUCCUCCUCUCCCCCAGAAGUCUCUCCCGCGYCACCCUCACCUCCCGCCGUCCCAGUGUCCCUCACUCUCGUCGUCGUGCGGCGCGUCGCAGCCGGACGAGGACCCCGGCGAGGACCCUUGUCCCCAGGAAGAGGUGUCCGUACACAUGCCUGACGGGGUAGGGAUGAACGUGUUGGAGCUGGUGGAGCACGUCAAGAAGAGGAAGAAGAAGGGAAUCUACCAGGAGUACGAAGAGAUACGCAAGGAGACUCCUACUGGUAGCUUUGACUACAGCAAG
This is a messenger RNA of Salvelinus sp. IW2-2015, 1005 nucleotides long. Lineage: Eukaryota; Metazoa; Chordata; Actinopteri; Salmoniformes; Salmonidae. The record is from RefSeq and is a predicted model, not a curated record.